AUGAUUACUGGAAUCUCUCAUAUCAACCUCCUCGUUCCUCCAGGGACUUUAAAUGAUGCAUAUACAUUCUACGUGGAUACAUUAGGGCUGACUGCUGCUCCUGUCCCCCAGUUACAGAAGGAGACAACAGCCUGGUUUAAUAUCACACCCGAUGGAAAGCAGCAAAUCCACAUUGCAUUCGGACAGAACGAACCGGAUUCGCCCCGCCAUCCCUGCCUUCGUGUAGGCUCGUUGGACGACCUGCAAAAGCUGCAGCAGCGAAUAUACGACCACCAUCUUCGAGGCGGCUCGGCAGCUCCUCUACAGGCCGAUCCACCGGGUGAUUGUUCAGGUGAGGAUCAACCUGUGCGGGUGGGUGAAGCUAUUACUGAUCAUAAGAAUGUAGGGGAAAAGGGGGUGGAAUACCCGACACGCUUCUUCGCCAGAGAUUACGCAGGAAACCGCCUUGAGUUUAGCUUAUAG
Molecule: messenger RNA, 462 nt
Organism: Aspergillus fumigatus Af293
Lineage: Eukaryota; Fungi; Ascomycota; Eurotiomycetes; Eurotiales; Aspergillaceae
Product: putative glyoxalase family protein
Exons: 2
Coding region: 1-462 (153 amino acids)
Source: RefSeq, a predicted model, not a curated record